Molecule: messenger RNA, 1003 nt
Organism: Phyllostomus hastatus (greater spear-nosed bat)
Lineage: Eukaryota; Metazoa; Chordata; Mammalia; Chiroptera; Phyllostomidae
Gene: TTC32
Product: tetratricopeptide repeat domain 32
Exons: 3
Coding region: 306-752 (148 amino acids)
Molecular function (GO): protein binding
Source: RefSeq, a predicted model, not a curated record
UGCAACAUCAGAGCACGCACGGAUUUGGAAACCGGUUUGGUGCAUUACUUCUCCAGGAAAUGAGGCUGACGGGAUGAGCAGAAACAACGGAACUGCACUUCCCCAGGGUCUCCCCAAGCUUUCUGGGCAGCCUGCACUCCCCGCCAGCAAUUCAGUUCAGAUCUGGCCCGACGACGGGUCCUCAGAAGGCACAAACUGCCCCCUCUGCUAGUGCGGGAGGUUAGAUUCCGCGAUGGGGAAGCGACUGCGGUUCUGCCUCUGAAAUCAGCUCCCAUUCUACACUGAAAGCUACGCCUCCAGCAACUAUGGCCGGGCAGCAAGGGCGAGAAACCUGCACAACCCUAGCACGCGCCCAGGCUCAUUUCCAGAAGGGCGAAUACGCCGAGGCCGAGACGCUGUACUCCGCUUACAUUCGCCAGUGCGCCUGUGCAGCUUCUGCUGGAGCGUCUCUCGGGAGCGGAUGCAGCCCCGAGGACUUGGCUACUGCGUAUAACAACCGGGGACAGAUCAAGUACUUCAGGGUCGACUUCGACGAAGCCAUGGACGACUACACGUCUGCCAUAGACGUCCAGCCCCGUUUCGAAGUUCCGUAUUACAACAGAGGGUUGAUACGGUACAGGCUGGGGUACUUUGAUGAUGCCUUGGAAGACUUCAAGAAAGUAUUAGACUUAAAUCCUGGAUUUCAAGAUGCUGUUUUGAGCUUAAAACAGACUAUGCUAGACAAAGAAGAAAAACAAAGAAGAAAUUAUUGAGAACUUUAACUUUGAAAUAUUAAUCCAUGAUCCUUAUACAUGGCAUCUCAUUGUCUCUAAUUUAAAGUAGGUAUUGAGCUAUUUUGAUUUACAAUUAAGAUAAAGAGGUUCAUACCUUAGCACUGGAAGUUAAUAAUUGAUUGAAGGUAGUAUUAGAUUUAGUACUUAUGUUAAAUAGGUGUGCUUUUGAUAAAGUAUAAAUAAGUAAUAAUGUAUAAUUGUGUAUUAUUACAGUAAAAUAUUUAAAGAAC